UUGCCUACCACUACUUGAACAAAGCAGGGAGGAGACUACUUUCUUAUUAUAGUACUUUGUUUUGUGAUGUUGUGUUUGCUGCUGAAAUAUAGAGUUCUAGCAUUUCUACUUUAAAAUUAUACAGUUUUGAACUUUGAAUUCAUUCGAAUGGAUAAAAUUUAGUCUUAGCAGUGAGAUGGCGAUUGUUAGCAACAAUUUUAGCGACCAAUGCAGUUUUUGCUCUAAUAUUUGCAACGGGGAAUUUCGUCAUGUACUGCUCCUCACUCACAUUAAAAAUCAGAAACAAGAAAUUAUCCUGCAGAAAUUGGCCCGUUCCACUUCCCAGUUGAGCAGUUAUCCCACGUGCGACAAAUGUCACCAAGAAUUUAUAAGCCUCCAUAGCAUUCCCGAGAGCUGCUUUCAUAUUUUGCCCAGCGCCGAACCGACUGACAUUAAGAUGGAACCAGAGUUAAUGAUUGAUGACCACGAGUUGUCGGAAAAUGAUAACGUUGUUGAGACAGACCAAACAGCGAAUUCGGAGUCAAAUGAACAGGAAGCCGAAAUGCAAAUCAAGGGAGAAAACGGAGAGGUAUUCUUUCUAAACGAAAUGGAUGGGGAAGACGAUUAUACAUCCAACAUUUCGCUUGCUUCGGGCCGUCAGAUAGGAGAAAACCUGCUAAAAUGUGGAAACUGUGACAAAACAUUUCGCUCAAAAUACGGACAUCAAUUGCACGUUCGAACUCAUACGGGUGAUUGUCCUUAUACUUGUCCACAUUGUCCAAAAGCGUUUACGAGGCCGACAACACUCCGAGAGCACCUUCGAAUUCAUACGGAUGAACUUCAAUUGCCUUGUACACAUUGUCCGAGAGCGUUUAAGAACGCUAAAGCACUCCGAUCGCACAUUCGAACUCAUACGGGCGAACGCCCCUAUUCUUGUCCACAUUGCCCGAAAGCGUUUAAGGAUUCUAAGGAAUUCCGAGUGCAUAUUCGAAUUCAUACGGGUGAACGUCCCUAUUCUUGUCCACAUUGUCCGAAAGCGUUUAAGGGUCCUAAAGAACUCCGAGUGCACAUUCGAAUUCAUACGGGUGAACGUCCCUAUUCUUGCCCACAUUGUCUGACGACGUGUAGACAACGUACGGCGCUCCAACUUCACAUUCGAACUCAUACGGAUGAUCGUCCACAUUCUUGUCCACAUUGUUCGAAGACCUUUAGACAAAGUUCGGCACUCGUACGUCACAUUCGAAUUCAUACGGGUGAACGUCCCUAUUCGUGUCCACAAUGUCCAAAAACGUUUAAGGAUGCUACAUCGCUCCAAGGGCACAUACGAAUGCAUACGGAAGAUCGUCCAUAUUCUUGUCCACAUUGUCCAAAAACGUUUAAGCGUUCUUCGGGGCUCCAAGAUCACAUGCGAACUCAUAGUGAUGAUCGUCCCUAUCCUUGUCUACAUUGUCCGAAAGCGUUCAAACAUAGUAGUUCGCUCCAGAAGCACAUUCGAUUACACACCAAGUAGAAACGAGACUUUUAACAAGUCCUAUAAACUCACCAUGGGAAACCAACUGAUGGUUUCCGUGUCACUGAAAGCUGCUGACAAGUAAUCAUUUAGAGACCACAAGACGAAGAUUUUUAAGAAUUUACAAAAAUAUGCAGAAUCUACGUAGGUUUUUCAUUAGAGGUGCCAUAUGUCAGAUUAUUUCACAAGUUCUUACCCCCAAAGGCCAAUCGCUUCCAAAGUGCCUGGCAUCAUGCUCUUCAUCACCUUAAUGCUUUUCACACAGAAGAGAUGCCCCAUAAUGCGUGGGUUGCUGUACCAUCCACUGUGUCGUUCAUGUGCUCACACUGAGCAACCGCACCCAUCAUGCGACUUACCAGACGAGAUGGUUGGCUAGACUUAUACCGCUAGCCGGGACACCUUGUUUGAUCGGGAUAACUUUACUCACCGGAAUCGGUACCAGAUCCGGGUGUGGGCCGGAUUGCGAUGAGGUUCUGGUGUUCUAGCACUACUGCUCGCAGAAGAGUGUGGCAGGAGCUAACAGGACAGGGAAUGUUUUAGGCAGAUAGAAAAAAGAGUUGAUAGAAUGCGAUUAUAUAGACGCUGUGGGAAAUCCGAAGAACUAUUUUAGUGAAAUAAAUUAUCCUGAUUUUGACAUAGGACUAUGUCUUCGAUUUCUAUAUAGGAGGGUCACUCUACGAAAAAUGUAACGAUUUAUUAAGAGUUUUCAAACGCAUAUUACGCAAAAUCGUCAUGUCAUAAUAUCGAGCAUGUUAUUUGGUUAUGUAAAAAUGCAGUUAAUGAAUUUAACUGGAUGCUGAUUCAGAAGAUCGAAAGAGUAUACUCACGCAUAUCAGAUUAUGAAAGCUUGAGUAGUCGCGAUCUUAAUAUUAUGCUCUCUAGAUAUGUCUUCCUAAGAAACCCGCUUCACUUCCUCGAAUGCACAUGUCAGUUCUCCUUUCCCUUUCCUAUACAUAAGCAGAACUUAGCACCCAAUGAGAUUAAUUCACUACAGCAGCUACAAAAAAUUCUCUUCUCAACAGAGCACUCAUGGCCAUGGAAUACUCAAUAUACAUCACCGGACUAUAAAGUCAUUACAAAAAAUGUUUCGGACAACGUGGCGAUGAAGGAGAAAAUGCUAUUUUUAUCUAUAAUAUAUUUCUGUAGUCAUAGAUACUUUUAAACUCUUAUACUUUUAACAUAAAUAGGGAAACUGUUAUUUCAUGAGGUCGGAUCGGGCAGUCGUCGGGCGCGGACGUAUUUUUUUUGUUGCUCCGCGCAUACUUACGUUUCAAAUUACUUGUUUACGUGAGACAGGAACAAAUAUGUUUUCGUUUUGCUCUCAUUGUUUUAAAUGGAGAUUUUAAAUAUAGUCGUGAAAAGUGCUUAAAUUCGCGAAUUCGAAAUUUUUUCCCAAUCACUGUGUUGAAAAAGGGACUUGAGCAACGUACCGAAGAAAUGUAUUCGUUUGGGCGCAGUGUCUUUAAACGUGUUUGGAAUGCACGAAAAAGUGUGCUCCCUGCUUUAGUGAUUGUGGAGUGUAUAAAGUUUUCUAACUAGCGACCAAUGCAGUUUUUGCUCUAAUAUAUGCAAUGAGGAAUUUCGUCAUGUACUGCUCCUCACUCACCUUCGAAAUCAGAAACAAAAAAUUAUCCUGCAGAAAUUGGGCCGUUCCACUUCUCGGU
This is a messenger RNA of Toxorhynchites rutilus septentrionalis, 3153 nucleotides long. RefSeq names its product gastrula zinc finger protein XlCGF8.2DB-like. Gene Ontology annotation, biological process: regulation of transcription by RNA polymerase II. The record is from RefSeq and is a predicted model, not a curated record. Bases 176 to 1489 code for a protein of 437 amino acids. NCBI's taxonomy places the organism in Eukaryota, Metazoa, Arthropoda, Insecta, Diptera, Culicidae. The transcript is spliced from 13 exons. Gene Ontology annotation, cellular component: nucleus. Gene Ontology annotation, molecular function: DNA-binding transcription factor activity, RNA polymerase II-specific; RNA polymerase II cis-regulatory region sequence-specific DNA binding.